Messenger RNA from Letharia columbiana, 783 nucleotides. RefSeq lists its product as uncharacterized. Lineage: Eukaryota; Fungi; Ascomycota; Lecanoromycetes; Lecanorales; Parmeliaceae. Gene Ontology annotation, cellular component: membrane. The record is from RefSeq and is a predicted model, not a curated record. Gene Ontology annotation, molecular function: transmembrane transporter activity. The transcript has 5 exons. Gene Ontology annotation, biological process: transmembrane transport. Bases 1 to 783 code for a protein of 260 amino acids.
AUGAACGAAGGCCAGAAUACCAUGGAUAUCAGAGAGCCCUACACUGCCAAAGAAGGAUUGCACGAUGGCUUUCCCACAGCCGAAGCCAAUGACGAUCGGGAUGAGCACGAUCUGGCUGUGUUUGGGAAGCGGCAACAGCUGAAGCACAUCAGCGUAUUCAUCUUUGGUUUCUCCAACGGUGGGCCUGCAGGGCUUGUCUAUGGCUUCAUCGUUUGCUGGAUUGGUACCAUCGGCCUAAACUGCUCCCUGGCGGAAAUGGCAUCUGCAGUUCCCCUCGCUGGUGGACAGUACUCGAUGGUCUCCGAGUAUGCGCCCCCUGGCGCCUCUAGAUAUUUGAGUUAUAUAACUGGCUGGCUUACUUGCCUAGGAUGGCAGUCGGCGACCGCAAGUUCCGCAUAUCUGGGAGGGACCAUGAUCCAAGGUCUUAUCGUGCUUAACAACCCAACCUACGUGCCUCAGAGAUGGCAGAGCACGCUGCUGUUCUACGCUAUAAUUCUCGUUAGUUUGUUCUUCAACACGUUCCUGGUGGCAUUUCUCCCGAAGAUCGAGGGCUUGAUCCUCGUCAUCCACGUCGGCGGUUUCUUCGGGGUCUUAAUACCACUGGUGUGUACGGCACCCCACGGCAGCGCGUCGGAAGUGUUCGGACAAUUUGAGAAUGGUGGAGGAUGGAGCACGCAAGGCUUGUCGUUCUUUGUCGGCAUCGUAACCGGUGUUUACUCGUUCCUCGGUCAGUUCUAUCUUAUAGGCCUCGAUCUGGCGGUCAUAUCAAAGCUGACGUCUUGA